Panicum virgatum (switchgrass) is the source of this 642-nucleotide messenger RNA. RefSeq lists its product as uncharacterized. Lineage: Eukaryota; Viridiplantae; Streptophyta; Magnoliopsida; Poales; Poaceae. The record is from RefSeq and is a predicted model, not a curated record.
CACAAGAACUCGUGCAGCUGCAAGCCACGCACGCCAAAUAAAGCACACCGUACCAGCAAAUAAAAUUAGCCCCGUGCUGCUUGCUGCAGAGCGAGUAGAGAUACUGCGACUGUCUUAAGUGUUUGGUUAAUUGACGUCAUGGCGAAGGCGCAGACGGCGGCGAGGUUCGUGACGGAGGUGGCGCCGCCGCCGGUGGUGGCGGUCAUGCGGCGGAGGAAGGUGCCGAGGAGCCUGGACACCAUCGCGGAGGACGACAGGGAGCAGCUGGCGGCAUGCGGCCCGGCGUCGGACCACCAGGGCUUGGCGGCGGCGUGGUCGUCCAGGAGGGCGGCGCCAGCGCCGGCGCGGGAGCGCGCGGGCCGGUUGAUGAGGGAGCUCAGCAAGAGCAGGCACUUCUUGGACGCCCACGGCCAGCAGGCCGGCUCCGGCGCCUGGGAGAGUGGCCGCAAGCUAGGCCGCCGGCGAGUCGUGCGUGUGCAGGAGUUGCACGAGAACUGUGCAUGAAGGGAGAAAUAGUAGUGAGCCGUGGGCAUGGGCGUGGGUGUGGGCGUGGUUGUGUGGGGGAGGAAUAUUUUGUAGCGCUUCCAUCUGUACGCGCUCAUUCACGAUCCUUCAGAUAAAUUUAAUUUCAUUACAGUAUAA